Molecule: messenger RNA, 2333 nt
Organism: Cyprinodon variegatus (sheepshead minnow)
Lineage: Eukaryota; Metazoa; Chordata; Actinopteri; Cyprinodontiformes; Cyprinodontidae
Product: palmitoyltransferase ZDHHC18-like
Exons: 9
Coding region: 454-1554 (366 amino acids)
Biological process (GO): protein targeting to membrane; peptidyl-L-cysteine S-palmitoylation
Cellular component (GO): Golgi apparatus; endoplasmic reticulum
Molecular function (GO): protein-cysteine S-palmitoyltransferase activity
Source: RefSeq, a predicted model, not a curated record
ACUUCCCACGACCAAAAGAUGUAAAAGAUGUUUCAAGGAGGUUUUACUGGAAAGCGGGAAGUAUUAGUAAAAGGAGGGUGAUUCGUUGUCUUUAUAUAUAAAGUGUGGAUGAGAAUUAGGAGCUCUGCAGGUUUAAAGGUGGAUGCUGAGCAGCUGGCAGGGCUGCUGUGGAUGAAGCGGCUGCUCGGAGGAGGAGCAGAGCUAAGCUAACGAUGGACAGAGGAUUAUCGCUUCAGCUCACAUUCCCUGUAAACAUAAAGGAAUUAAUAAUGAAAAGGCAUGGGAUUUAAAAGGGACGCCCCAGUUUGUGACUCUCAUUUAGUGACCACCCACAGGGAGAUCCUCGCGUGUUUCCUCCGUGGAAAGACGGCGCUCCUAACGGCCGGUGGGAUGCGGUGAUGCUGCGGGUCGGUGCCCUGAUCGGGACGGAGCUCCCUCCCUGCUUUAGAGGCCAUGAACAGCCGUGACUAUCAGCAGAUCGACCCGCAGGCACUGCCGACCCCCGCCCACAGCCCGCUGCCCCACCCCGCUGACCGGAGGCAGGAACCGAGGACACCCAGGAGGAAGUGGGAAGUUUUCCCCGGGAAGAACCGCUUCUUCUGCGAUGGAAGGAUCAUGAUGGCCCGUGGGUGUGGGGUCUUCCCACUCACCGUGGGCCUUAUCCUCGUCACCAGUACUUUAUUUUUUAUUUUCGACUGCCCGUUCCUGGUCAAACAUCUGACGCGCUGUAUACCUGCUAUUGGAGGGGUCCUUUUUGUGUUUGUGCUCAUCACACUGUUCCAGACCAGCUUCACCGACCCUGGCAUCCUGCCUCGAGCGACGCCAGACGAGGCUGCAGACGUCGAGAGGCAGAUCGAUGACACUGGGAACACCAGCUAUCGGCCUCCACCGCGCACCAAGGAGGUCCUCAUCAACCAGCAGGUGAUCAAGCUCAAGUACUGCUUUACCUGCAAGAUGUUCCGGCCUCCUCGCACAUCCCACUGCAGCCUGUGCGACAACUGUGUGGAGCGGUUUGACCAUCAUUGCCCCUGGGUGGGGAACUGUGUCGGGAAACGCAACUACCGUUUUUUCUACACUUUCAUUGUUUCGCUGUCCUUCCUGACUGCAUUCAUCUUUGGCUGUGUGACCACACAUCUGGCUUUAAGGGCCCAGGGAGGUAAAGGCCUGGUGUUUGCCCUUCAGGAGAGUCCUGGCAGAUAUCCUUGUGCAGUAGAGCUGGCUAUAUGUUUCUUCUCAGUCUGGUCCAUCUUGGGCCUCUCGGGCUUCCAUACCUACCUUGUCGCUUCCAAUCUGACCACCAAUGAAGAUAUCAAAGGCUCCUGGUCAGGGAAGAGUGGAGAUGGUGUAACCAACCCCUACAGUCAGAAAAACAUCUUUAUCAACUGUUGUUCGGUUCUCUGUGCACCUAUGCCACCCAGCUUGAUCGACAGACGAGGCUUUCUGCCCCCCAAUGAGUCGGCCCAGACUAGUGACGCGGACAUCGAGCCGCCCCGUCUAAAUCAUAAAAACGAGAUGAACGUGUUCAUCCAUCCUCAUCGUUUCCAUCCUGAAUAACAUCUGCACCUUUCACACGUGGAAGGAUAAAAUCCCAGAGCUUCAGUUUGGUCUCAUUAUGCGUGUAUUCAGCUGAGCCCAGACUCACUCUGCUCUAUAUGGUGUGUCUCUAUGCCUGUGUCCCAUCACUAUCAUCAGGAGGAGAAAUGUCAGGACUUUGCAAUGGUCUGCGCUGGCUAAAAAGCUGCUUUUAGUGCAGGAAUGAUGAGGCCUGAGCAUGGUAAGCAUGUUUAGACCAGAGGGAGGGGGAGUAUUUUGCUUUCGUCUCCCUGCCUGUCCUGCAUGCUUGUGCACCAGCAACGCCGUGAUGCAUGAAUAAUAGCAUUGAGUUUCAGCACUUUAUUUUGCACAGCAAUGACAUACAAAACUACUUGCUUCCUCACCAUUUUCUUCUGUUAUUCAAUCAAUAUCAACCAAAGAUAAGCUGAUGAUUCAAUAUGUAAAAACAUCUAAACCAUCUGGAAAGUCAGAAAUCUGCUGUGAUUAACCAUAUUUUUUUUUUCUUCUGAGUUCCUCACCCGAGCCUGAUUGUGACUUUAACUAACCUGAAAUAGGCUAAACGAUAUGAAAAAGUAGGACCUCAGAAAAUUAUACAAGACAAAAAACUGUCACAAUGACAUAACUGACAUCCGUUGUCCACUUACAGACCAAACUGAUACAUUUUUUCUGAGAAACAGAAUACUGGUGGACAUUUCUCAGCUUUCAAUUCAAUUCAGCUUCUUUCUAUAGCGCAAAUUCAGAUCACAUGUCAUCUCAAGGCACUUUCCAGUUCACUAGAU